AUGUCCCUGCAAAGAGCAAUCCAGAUCCAAGCCCCAAAGGUGGCAAAGCUUGUCUCAGAUGCUCCCAUCCCAAAGCUCCGCAACGACUACAUCAAAGUCAAGACCGUCGCUGUGGCUCUCAACCCUACUGACUGGAAGCACAUCGACUUCCUUGCAACCAAGGGUGCCAUUGUCGGUUGUGACUACAGCGGAAUAGUGGAGGAAGUGGGCUCCAACGUUACCAAUGGCCUGAAGGUCGGCGACAAAGUUGCUGGCUUUGUCCAUGGAAGUAACAGCGACAAUCACGAAGACGGUACAUUUGCCGAACACAUCGCUGCAAAAGCAGAUCUCCAGAUCAGGGUCCCCGACAACGUGUCAAUGGAAGAUGCGUCUACCCUGGGAGUUGGCAUCACCACCGUCGGCCAGGGCCUCUAUCAGUCCCUAGGCUUGCCUCUUCCAACCGAACCCGCGACCAAGCCAAUCUCCAUUCUCAUCUACGGUGGUAGCACAGCGACCGGAACCCUCGCCAUCCAAUUUGCCAAGCUCUCCGGUCUCACCGUGCUGACCACCUGCUCCCCACACAACUUUGAUCUUGUGCGCCGUUUUGGGGCUGAUCAAGUCUUCGAUUACAACUCCCCCACAGUCAGCGCAGACAUCCGUGCCGCGUCUAACGAUUCCCUCGCUUACGUUUUUGACACCAUUUCAACUGAACCCGCCGUUAAGAUCUCAGCUGAAGCAAUCGGAUCUGCUGGCGGAAAAUACAGCAGCCUUCUCGUCGUUCAGAACUUCCCCCGCGAGGAUGUCACUAGUGCGGGCACUCUGGCCUACACAGGCUUGGGCGAGACCUUCCACAAGGGCGCGAAGGAGUUCCCUGCGAACCAAGAACACUUGGAAUUCCAGGCAAAGUUCUGGAAGCUUUCAGAGGAACUUCUGGCUCAGGGCAAGCUCAAGACUCACCCAGCUGAAGUGCAAGAGGGCGGCUUAGAUGCAGUUCUUGACGGCGUGGAUGACCUUAGACAGAACAAGGUCAGCGGAGUGAAGUUGGUUUACAAAAUCUGA
Molecule: messenger RNA, 1038 nt
Organism: Penicillium olsonii
Lineage: Eukaryota; Fungi; Ascomycota; Eurotiomycetes; Eurotiales; Aspergillaceae
Source: the annotation of a GenBank genome assembly